GGGCAAGGUGAGUUUGCUGGUUUAUGCUUUGUAAUCAAUGCGAGAACUUUACAUUUUAUAAAUGCCAGUUACCAUGGAGUAGUCCAUUGAAAACGUUCUUAUUUAAAAUGUUUGUCCUUGCAUCCUUCAAAAAAAAAAAAAAAGAAUCCAUGAAAAUAAACGCUCUCAGAAGAGACAUGUCCUUGGAUUAUUACAUGAUUUAUGUUUCACAGAAAUAUCUGACUGGAUUUGGGGAAUUCAGGCUGAGAUGCAAACAGCCAGCAGUUGGCUGUGAUCUUUCGCAGUGUUUUACUUUAAAAAGGUGUGGUCUUCUGAUAUCGCCUGCUUCUAAACUCCACGGGGGGCAUUUUUUCCCCCUUGUCAGACAGCUACACCCUUGCGUGAUGCAGUUUAGCUCGUAACCCAUCUGCUUGUGGGCAGUGAUGUAAACGUACCAGCUGCCUCUGAAGAACCACUCUGAAUCCUGCAGGAGGCAGGUCUCUUCCCCGAGCAUCGCUCUCCUCUGCAGCAUAAGUCACUGUCUCGCCAACCACGCUGUGCUGUCCCUAAACCCUCACAUCUACCCAUCUGAGAGUCAGAUCGAGUAAUCCUCUUACAGGUCAAUGAUUUUUGCAGUGUAGCUUCGUUUAAGGGAUUUAAGCUCGAUUCCUAAUGUGCUACCAUUGCGUUGAAAUGGAAAGGCUUGCUUAGAAGGGGCUUGGCUGGCACAAAAGCUUCACGUUGUGUGUCCCACCAGCACAGAGAGACAGUGGGAAGGAGGAAUCCUAGCAGCAGUGCCAGCCCUGCACUGAAAAUGAAGGCUCUCCUGUUACUGGUCCUACCUUGGCUAAGUCCUGCAAACUACAUAGACAAUGUGGGCAACCUGCACUUCUUGUACUCUGAGCUAUGUAAAGGAGCAUCCCACUAUGGCCUUACCAAGGAAAGGAAGAGGCGUUCCCAAGACUGCUCUCCAGACCACGGCUCCAGCUUGGCAGUAGCUGCCCUGGGCCCUGAGCUCUCAGCAGCUGCAGCCAUUGCCUUAAUGACAGAUGAGCCAGGGCUGGUGAACCCAGCCUUCAGCCCCACCUCAGAGGACAGCCAGUCGGGUAGCAGCCCCGGAGACCUGCAUCGUAGCAACCGAAACAGAACUCGACAUUUUGAACGCUCCACUAUCAGAAGCAGGUCUUUUAAAAAAAUAAACAAGGCAUUCAGUGUUCUUCGGAGGACAAAAAGUGGAAGCGCUGUUUCCAACCAGGCUGACCGGGAAAGGGAGGCUGUUGGAAACUCUACUGCUGGAGAGGAAGAUUCAGAAUGCUCCAUACAACCCCCGGUGACAAAACCACAACACUCUGUGGAAACACCUGCAAGAAUCACCAAAAACAAGACAGAAAGCUUACUUCUUUCUAGAUUCAGCAGCUCUUCGAUAUUUAAGGACUGGAAAUAUAAAAUGGUAAAGAAAGGUUUUCCCAGGUUGUAUCACCUGAUUCCAGAUGGGGAAAUUACCUGCAUUAAGAUCAACCGUACCGAUCCCCAUGAAAACCUGGCCAUUAGGAUUGUGGGAGGCAGUGAGACUCCUUUGGUUCACAUUAUUAUACAGCAUAUUUAUCGAGACGGGGUAAUUGCCAGAGAUGGAAGAUUGCUGCCUGGAGACAUGAUACUAAAGGUGAAUGGCAUGGACAUCAAAAAUGUGCCUCACAACUAUGCCCUGUCAAUCCUGAAGCGACCGUGCCAUGUGCUCCGACUGACGGUGCUCCGAGAGCAGAGGUACCGGUGCCGAAACAGUGGACUUCCCCUUGAUGCUCACUGCAAUAGGGAUGACAGUUUCCAUGUUGUGCUAAACAAAAGCAGUCCGGAUGAGCAGCUGGGAAUAAAGCUGGUCCGCAGGGCCGAUGAGCCAGGGGUAUUUAUUUUCAACUUGCUGGAAGGCGGCGUGGCUGCCCGUGAUGGACACCUUCAGGAGAAUGACAGGGUGCUGGCCAUCAAUGGGCACGACCAUCGGUACGGCAGUCCAGAGAGUGCAGCCCAGCUGAUACAGGCCAGUGAGAAGCAGGUUCACUUCAUCGUGUCGCGGCAGACCAGGCAGCAGCCCCCUGACAUCCUGCAGGAGACAGGCUGGAGUUACAGCAGUGCCAGCCCUCAGCCCUGUCCCACCGAGAGAAACAACCCCGGCAAGAGCACCCUUCAUGCUGUCACCUGUCAUGAGAAGGUGGUGGCUGUCCGGAAAGAUCACACAGAAUCGCUGGGAAUGACUGUAGCAGGCGGAGCAUCUAACCGGGAAUGGGAUUUGCCUAUCUAUGUGAUAAGCGUCGAACCUGGAGGAGUUAUCAGCAGAGACAGCAGGAUAAAAACAGGUGACAUCCUUCUGAACGUGAAUGGGAUUGAGCUGACGGGGGUCAGCCGGAGCGAGGCCGUCGCCCUGCUGAAGAACACCAACUCAUCGGUGGUGCUCAAAGCCCUAGAGAUAAGAGCAUGCGAAGCCCAGGAGGAGCAGGGCCAGCUGCCAGCCCCUGAGGCCAUGCAGGCGAGCUCCGAGAGCAGCGAGUGGUCACCUUCCUGGGUGAUGUGGCUGGGGCUGCCACGGUAUUUGUACAGCUGCAAAGAAAUCGUAUUACGAAGAAAUACAUCUGGAAGUCUUGGCUUCAGCAUCGUAGGAGGUUAUGAAGAACACACUGGAAACAAACCAUUCUUCAUCAAAUCCAUCGUUGGGGGGACACCGGCAUAUAAUGAUGGCAGAAUUAGAUGUGGCGACAUCCUCCUUGCUGUCAAUGGCAGGAACACAUCAGGAAUGCUGCAUGCCUGCUUGGCACGGAUGCUCAAAGAACUGAAGGGGAAAAUUACUCUCACAAUUGUGUCCUGGCCUGGCACUUUUUUAUAAAACAACUCUGUGGAGAGGAACAUCAGGUUUUGCUUUUGGGGGAGGUCAAGUAUGUAUUGAUAAAGAAAAGGUUUGUGAAAUUUCAAUCUGCAUGUCAAGAAAAGUCAAAUUUAGGCAAAGCAGGGACAUCUGUCAGAAAAUCACUUCGGAGUGAUUUGUUACAGACUUAAGCCUUUCCUUCCCCAUAUUCUUAAGGGUUUUUUUUGUUGUAUUUCUUUUUUAUAUAUAUAUGUAUAUUUAAUGCAUUAUAAUAAUACUGAAAUGUCAGGAGGAGCAGCUCCUGCUCACUCACUUUAUUUUGAUUUACAAAAAGAAAUCCUUGAAUAACUUACAGAACAAUUUCUUGCCAUUUUUUCUAGUUGCAAAAAUGAGGUGAAGGUUUUUAUCCAACACAGUAAUAGCACUUGGAUUAUGUGUAUCUUUUCAUGGUCAGCAUGAAGCUGGUAUUUUCAAGACUUUCAAGUACUGUUAGUCUGUAAAACUGUGAAUUAAAUUUCUAAAAUAAUUAAAAAAUAACUGUAACUGUG
Pezoporus occidentalis (night parrot) is the source of this 3381-nucleotide messenger RNA. It is a transcript of the gene LNX1, whose product is annotated as ligand of numb-protein X 1. The record is from RefSeq and is a predicted model, not a curated record. Bases 794 to 2854 code for a protein of 686 amino acids. The transcript is spliced from 11 exons. Gene Ontology annotation, molecular function: metal ion binding; ubiquitin-protein transferase activity; protein binding. Gene Ontology annotation, biological process: ubiquitin-dependent protein catabolic process. NCBI's taxonomy places the organism in Eukaryota, Metazoa, Chordata, Aves, Psittaciformes, Psittacidae. Gene Ontology annotation, cellular component: cytoplasm.